UGGUCCUUUCCGUUCAGCCAGUGAUGCUGCUGAUGUCACCGUUGCGCGCUGAGAAGCGGAGCUGCGAACGCUGGUGGUGAUGGCGCCCGUUGCACGGAUUCCCUUGGAGUGCAUUUAAUUUUUUCUCUUGACAACUCAAACACGACAAUGGACGGCAAUGUCUUCCCUGAUCAAGAGCAACUGCUGGGGUUUCUGAAAAAGCUGAAAGAAGUCUUCGACGUUUGUGACGAGGAUGAAGACGGCUUUAUUCGGGUAGAGCACCUCGUAGACCUUGGACUUCAGUUCGGGCAGGGGGAUGAGGUGAAGAAGUUUGCCAAGUAUCUGGAUCCGAAUGCACACGGCAGGAUCAACUUCAAAGAUUUCUGCCAUGGAGUAUUCGCCAUCAAAGGCUGUGAAGAGAUCCUGAAAACAGCUCUGGGGACGCCACACGUGGACUCCCACGCCUAUGAGACAGACAAUGGCUACUACUACCAGCAUGGCGAGCAGGGCCUGGGUGCUCCUAUCAUCAUGUGCACGCGCCCCUACCCUGAGUGCCAGCUGUACCCGCAGGAGGACGGCUUGGGCGGCCGUGAUGCCCACGAGUCUGAUAUGGACAGCGCCGCUGACAGUGGAGCUGGCUCGGAAUCCUCAGACGGUGGUCGCCACGACGACAAGGAUGAAGGGCUAGGGGGGCUCUUCCUGCCGGGAAACAACUCCGGUCAGCUGAUCCCCUCAGCUUCUGCGUCCGUCAUCUCCAACGAGGAGCAGUUUGAGGACUACGGCGAGGGCGAGGAUGUGGACUUCACUCCCAGCAGCCCCUGCCCUGACGACGAGACACGCACCAACGGCUUCUCCGACCUCGGCUCCUCGCUACCCUCCAGUGAGGGUCAGACUCCUCAGAAGAUCCGGCACCUGUACAACAGCGAGCUGCUGGAUGUCUACUGCACCCAGUGCUGCAAGAAGGUCAACCUGCUGAAUGACCUGGAGGCGCGACUCAAGAACCUGAAGGCCAACAGCCCCAACAGAAAGAUAUCCAGCACGGCGUUUGGACGGCAGCUCUUCCAUCACAGUAACUUCAGCAGUAGCCAGGGCAGCACUGAGGACCUGUUCAGAGACAGCAUCGACUCCUGUGACGUGGACAUCACAGAGAAGGUGAGCUACCUGGAGAAGAAGGUGACGGAGCUGGAGAACGACAGCCUGGCCAACGGGGAUCUCAAGUCCAAACUGAAGCAUGAGAACACACAGCUGGUGCACAGGGUCCAUGAGCUGGAGGAACAGAUUAAGGACCAGGAGACUCGGUCCGAUCAGAUUUUGGAGGAGGAGCUGAAGAGACACAGGGAGGCCCUCAACAAGAUGGAGAGGGACAAGAUGCAUGAGCUAGAGCUCCUUGGCAACAGAGUGCUACAGUUAGAAGAUGAGAAUGGAGAGAUGAAACUGAACGUCUGCAGACUGAAAUCUCAAACAGAGAAACUGGAUCAGGAGAAGCAGCGUAUGACAGACAAACUGGAGGACACCAGCCUGCGCCUGAAGGAUGAGAUGGACCUGUAUCGCAAGAUGAUGGACAAGCUGUGGCAGAACAGACACGAGUUUCAGAAGGAGAGAGAAGCCAUGCAGGAGUUGAUAGAGGACCUGCGUCGGGAACUGGAGCACCUACAGCUGUUUAAGCUGGAGUCAGACCGCGGCCGUGGGCGGACCUCAGCAGCUGGCCUAUCAGAGUACAACGCCAAGACCCGUGAGAUUGAGCUGGAGCAUGAGGCCAGACGCCUCAAACAGGAGAACUUCAAGCUGCGGGACCAGAACGAUGACCUGAAUGCACAGAUCCUGAGCCUGAGCCUGUAUGAGGCCAAGAACCUGUUCAGCUGCCACACCAAGGCCCAGUCUCUGGCUGCUGAGAUAGACAAUGCCUCCAGGGAUGAGCUUGUGGACGCUCUGAAGGAACAAGAGGAGAUAAACUACCGCCUCAGACAGUACAUGGACAAGAUCAUCCUGGCCAUCCUGGACCACAACCCCUCCAUCUUAGAGAUCAAACACUAGAGCCCUCACGUCUGUGCCACCGUUCAGUCUCUCACGGCUGGACAUACAGCGCCCUCUGCAGGCUGGACACAUGAACUGUAUCACAUACUGGAUUUACAGAAUUUGCUGUCAGUGACCACAUGGUACCUCUCAUAUGCCCACUUUUGAGUUUUGGCAUUUUUGUUUCAUCACCACGCAAAUCACUCAUUGGUUGAGAUGACGUAAACAGAGAGACUUCGGAGUGAAAGGGAACACAACUGGAAACAUUCAUUCACACAUGACCUGAAUGUUCACUUUCAAUUUUUUAAAAGUUAUGUUUGCAUACACUACCUCUAGGUACAUAGGUCCAGCGCUUUCACGAGCCUGUCGUGUAAUGUUUCACGUGACCACUAAAGAGCGUGUGAUGUGCUAGUUCUCUCUCUCCGUCACUGACAUUGCAUCGUAACAAAAGGCACACAUGUUAAUGUGACGUGGAAGCUCCCGGGCGGUUUACGGGGGAGUAUGUAGCAUUUUACUAAGCGAACACUGUUAGCCGUUAGCAUGUGUGUUGUGAUUGUGUAGUCCAAAACCACAGCUUGUUAGCAUGCAUGAGAGAGGGCAGAACUGUAGUCUUAGAAAGGCAGAGGGCGAGUUUACUAGGGUCCUCUGUGGUCAGGUUAAGAACAUGACGGGUAAAUAGCUCUUUGAAAUGAAAUUCGUUAUUACUGUGUCUUAGACUCACAUAAUGACUCCUAAAUUUGAUCUAUGUGAGUAAUUAGUGCAGGAACCGGAAAUAAAUAUGUGAAAUAACGGAGUGAGCAGGUGGAGUGGCAUAUACCUCGUUCCUCCACACUAGGCUGUCAUGCUGCUUCAGUUCUGGAGAUAUCAACUUAAAAGCUCAAUUUAAAAAUAGUCACUAAGCGUAUAGUGGUCCAAAACACUAAUUUAGCAGUUUGGUUGCAAUUCAUAGAAAUGGCCAAAUGUGACCUGACUCGUCACAAUCUAUCCCAAUGUACUACAGAUUUAGGCUAGAAAACAAAUGCACAGGGAUCACGUGUAGUCACCCACGCUGAAGCACAAGUGGAUGAAGUGGCCAUACAGGGACAUGUUUUCGUACAAGAGUACGCAUUUGGAGUUGUUGACUCGUAUGUAUACGAAGGACUUGGGGGGAAAAAAUGGAAUUGACAGAAAAAUAUGUACUUUAUUUUGUGGCAAAAAAAUGAGUCAAAAGGUUGUAAUUGUAUAAAAUGGAAAGGUUUAUUUUUUCAUACAGAUCUAUAAAUAAUGUUUCGAGGGCAAGUCCAGUGUCGCGUGAUGAGCCUGGGGCAGGAGAUUCACCUGUUUAUGUGAUGGAGUCAGAGACAUGUGUGAAAGAACAGCAACGCUGAGUUUGACAGACCACUCGCAUUUAGUGGGCAGAGAGGGUACUCUGCUGGGGUAGUGACAGGAACUAUGCCCGUCUGGUGCCUACGCCAAGUGUCGUAAAGGCCCAGCUCCCCCUCAUUGUUCUGUAUCAAGUAUUUGAAUACUCCAGAUUGAAUGGUCUCGGCUGCACUUGGAGCUAUGACUAAAGUGUGAGAUCAGCCAACUCCAUAUAGGCAGAGGGUAAGAAAUAUGGCUGGGCAGUUUAACUUCGUACACCUUGUAGCCCUCUCUUGCAGUCUCAGUGGCUGUGGAUGUACCACCUGACAGUCAGUGGGAAUAGUCUUUAUGAGUGACAUAGCCCACUGAUUGUGCUGCCAGGUUCCAUAAACAUAUUUAAACUGGGAAUGAAUAUCAACAAAGGGAAGCCCGCAAUUGUUGUAACACUUGCAAACAAACAAAAAAAAAACAGAACAAAAAAACAACAAAAAAAAACAAAAAAAGAAAUGUCAUUAAUGGUUCAUAAAUAGGGUUCAUAAAUGAUGCUACAUAAUCACUAUUAAGAUAAUCACUCUGUAGAAUAGAGACUGUAGUUGUCGGGGGUAACAGCCACCCUUGGCGGUACUACAUGAAAAUAUGUAAACUGUAGCCUACAUGUCAUGAAUGGAUAACAGUUCCAGAGUAACUGUCUCUCACCUUUUUGCCCUAGAUCUUAUUGGAUUUACUUAGACUGCCUGCGGCUCUCUGCGCACCACAGUACUUUAGGCAAGCGUAGCUAGGGAAAUACUACUAAUACUGGUCUAUUCUGUAUGGUCACAAAACUAGUUUUGCCUUGUUGCACAAAUUGUUCUGAUUUUGAUGUUGAGCAUUUUCUUUGCUUGGUCCCUCUGAAAUGGUUUGUGUGCCUUUUAAAAUUUUAAUUGGCUUGAGUCCGUGUUUGUUUUACUUUAUGUUUACUUUUGAUCCAAUUCAUCUGAUCAAUCAUAGAAGCUUUUUUAUAUACAUACAGUAUCUCUGUCUUAACUUGUCUGAGCAUUUUUCAUAAAUUGUAAAUGUUGUACAGAAACUAGUUAAUAUUUGUAUCGAUGUGCCCUUCAUCAGACCUACUAAAUGAAAAGGCUGUCUUUUAUACAGUUUUAUGAUACAAUACAACAGCAAGAUAUCAGUAGAAAUGUUAUGUGCAAACAAGCAUUGUAUAAGAUGUUCAUUUGACACCAUUUUAUUUGGCAAUACUUUAAAACACGGUCAGGCCUAUGGUCAUAACAAUGCGAUAGCAGUCGUCCAAAAGAGUAGAGUCUAUUCAUGGCCUUCGAUAUCAGUGCCUGAGUAUUCAAAGUUUAUUUAAUGAUGCAAGCGGUACUCCGCAAGUGGUACCAUGCAGACAUCUUGCUGCAGUCACGGUGCAGCCUGUGCAUGCCCUGCAACAAACAUGGGCAGAUGAGACACCAGACAGCCCAGCAUCUCCAAAUGCAGUGUCCUGCUAAUUGCAUUUUCUCUAAGGCAUUGUCAAAUAAGAUGUUAGUUUUUUUCCUUCCCCUUAAAGGUUAUUUUUUUUUGUUUCACAGAAGAAUGCUAGCUCACCCAUUGCAUUGUUUGAUUGACAUCAUGGCAAUGCUUGAAGCUCCUUCGUGUCUGUCACCCCCGUGAUAUCUGGUUUUUAGAGGUCUUCAUCUGCUGUCACUGCUUCUAAAAGAAUAAAGGAGAUUUGUGCCCCAUAA
Clupea harengus (Atlantic herring) is the source of this 5051-nucleotide messenger RNA. It is a transcript of the gene rab11fip4a, whose product is annotated as RAB11 family interacting protein 4 (class II) a. Lineage: Eukaryota; Metazoa; Chordata; Actinopteri; Clupeiformes; Clupeidae. Gene Ontology annotation, molecular function: calcium ion binding. Gene Ontology annotation, biological process: endocytic recycling; regulation of cytokinesis. The record is from RefSeq and is a predicted model, not a curated record. Gene Ontology annotation, cellular component: cleavage furrow; endocytic vesicle; midbody.